Pelagomonas calceolata is the source of this 1928-nucleotide messenger RNA. NCBI's taxonomy places the organism in Eukaryota, Pelagophyceae, Pelagomonadales, Pelagomonadaceae. The record is from the annotation of a GenBank genome assembly.
GAUGCAUUAGAUAGUGGUUUGGGCCUCUCUUGAUUGUCGGGGGAUAUUUGCAUGCUAUCCAGCGGUAGUGACUCACAGAGCCUGUCAAAGACUCGCUCGCACUCCUGCGCUGCCCUGAUUUCGCGCGCGGUGCAUAUAACCUCCAGCACGCAAAGCAGCACACUGCUGGCCGCCGCGCGCGCGGCUGUCCAGCAACGCAUCGAUCAUGGCGAACGUCCUGCAAAUCGCCGACGCCCUCUACGCCGAGGACAGGGACGCGAAGACGCUCGCGCAGCGCGUCGCUUCGAAACUUGAGAGAGACGGCGUGACAAACCUGCCUCUCUUGACGCAAGAAAACUACGCCACCGGGCGCACGCCGCCCGGCUCCCUUGUUAGAUAUGUGGGCAUGGUCCAGGACAUGGGCAACCCCGAGUUCUACGCGCCCUCGGUAAGUGUAAACGGCACGGACGUUUGUGUGGCUUUUCGGGAUGAAUUGCCUGCGGGCGCGGACCCGUCCGACGCGACCCUAGCCGAUAGAAAACCCUUCUUCUGCGUGGCGCCGCCGGGGCUCACGGACUGGGCCUCGCCACGAAGUGAAGUGCCGCCGCCUCCUCCAUCAACGUCGCAAGCGACGAAGCGGCAGAGAGAAGAAAGCGACGAGCAGCCCGCUCAGAAACAACCUUGUGGAGGCAACGCCUUCGCCUACUCUUCGACAUCGGCAGCCAAAGCCGUCUCCACGCCGCCCGGCGUUUUGGUACGAGUCUACGGCGACGACGGGCCCCGGCUCAACGAACUCGUAGAAAUCGUCGGCGUCGUCGGCGGAGGUUUGACGACGACGGGCCUCGAAGUUACGGAAGAGGACGACGCCUUCGACCGGCAGCGGUUGGAAGAUGAACAGGCCUGGGACCCCCCUACUUCCAAAGUCGCUAGAUUACACGCGCUGUCGUGGCGUAGAUUGGACCCGUCUCAUCCCGUGCCGCCCGGCGCUCUCGAUAAGGCGACGGCGGACUCUAUCCGGAUUGCGUUGCUGGAGAGGUUAUCAAUGGCGUUGGAUGGCGACGCCAUAGGCGCGGAGUACGCCCUGUGUGCUCUACUUGCGAGUGUGGACAAACGCAAGGAUGGACGCGCGGUGGGCGCAUUAUCCCUGGGCCUGUUCUGUGAGGCUGCGCAUGUCGACCGCGUCGCUCAAAACCUGGCAAGGGUCUUCGGCGAGGUGCUCCCUCGCGUCGUUUCUGUAAAAACGUCGACGGCGUCCGCUCCCUUACGUUCUCCUGGUUCGGAGCGACUGGCCAUGUCCUCGCUCCAGAUCUGCGACGGCUCCGCGUUGAUUACUGUGGUCGACGGUCAGGCCCCGGCCUCGCCGGCCGCGGCCGCGGCUACUUCUGCAUUGAGACAGCUCUAUGGCUCGGCAAAGCAAAUCCCGUUCAAUUUCGGCUUCUCGGAGGUCAAGGUGCCCUGCGACGUCGUCUCCGUGCGCAUUGGAGUUACCGACGGUUCGAUCGAGUGCGACGUUGAUUUACCACUGAAGCUAUCGCAACAAUCAUCGCUACCCGAUGUGUCGGCGAGCACGCUGGCGAUCAUGCGGCAGUACGUCGCGGCAGCUCGACGCGUCAUCGUCGAUAUUGAUGAAGAGGGCGCCUCUGGCUUGGAAGAUCAGUUCGUGGCUGCUAGAGCCACUGGGCGCUUACCGUCCAGAGACGCGGAAGGCCGAUUACACCAGUGGGUCUCCGUGUCGAAAUUGAAAGCGAGAGCUCUUGGCUCCGUGCAUAUGAACCCGCCACACUACAAUGAAGCGUUUGACUUGGAGGAAGAAAGGGCGAAUCGUUUGAAGGAACGGACGAAACUGAUGCGCACCAUGGCGCCGCCGCCGCCCCGAUCCGUGCAGCACGGUUUUCGAUCCGGGUUCCUGAGCGCGAAGGAGGUGGGGUUAGCUGAUUAAGUCGUUGGUC